Molecule: messenger RNA, 2749 nt
Organism: Osmia bicornis bicornis
Lineage: Eukaryota; Metazoa; Arthropoda; Insecta; Hymenoptera; Megachilidae
Gene: Usp30
Product: ubiquitin carboxyl-terminal hydrolase 30 homolog
Exons: 7
Coding region: 291-1712 (473 amino acids)
Biological process (GO): protein deubiquitination
Cellular component (GO): cytosol; nucleus
Molecular function (GO): cysteine-type deubiquitinase activity; cysteine-type endopeptidase activity
Source: RefSeq, a predicted model, not a curated record
AAACUUUUAAUAAUAAAUUAUUGUAAUAAUCUAUUACCUAUUGUUAUUAUGAGCAUAUUACAGUGUUACAAAAACAACAUUAACAUAACCUAAAUAAAGAUCCAUAUACUAUAGGCAUAUGUAUAUGUUAUAUAUCUAUAUUUACGACGCUAAACGGGUGUUUGAGAAUCAGAGUAUUACGUAUAUAUAUAAUUACAUUGUUCAUUAUUCAUAAAACUGAUGUCUUUUUAUAAUACAGACGUUAGUUUUAAACUAAUCCUUUAGAAAAUUUCGACGAAUAUUCUGAAAGCAUGGAUGUGGAAAGAGUUGCUGUAUUUGCUAGUGUAGGAUUUGCAAUAGCUGUUGCAGCAUUUGUUUUAUGGGGUCCAUCUCCUAAACCUAGAAAAAAAGGAAAAAUUAUUGGAAUCAAUAAUCUAGGAUAUACUUGUUUUUUGAAUUCUCUUUUACAAGCUUUGGCUGCAUGUCCAACCUUUAUUGGAUGGUUAAAAAAACAGCGUGAGAAAAAUGGAAAAGCUAAUUUCAUUUCAACACUACUCUCUGUUUUUGAAAAAAUCAAUGGAUAUGCAGAUGACUUAUAUGGUGAUGUGACACCAAUUGAAAUAAUUUCAUCGCUUGGUAAUUUAUGGAAGUUUGCACCUGGCCAUCAGGAUGCACAUGAACUGUUUCAUAUUGUUCUUAGUGCAUUGCAAGCAGAAAUUCAACCUGGAAGUAGGAAAGGUUGCUUGUCCGAUGCUUUACCGCCAAGUCCAACAAUGGUAACAGAUACAAAAAAAUUCGGUGAUCCUCUAACAUUCAGAAGCGUAUCUUGUAACGAUAUCGUAUCAGCUAACAAAAGUCCUAACAUUCCAAAUGGAUUUGACAGAAAUUGUAAUAACCAUGUAAUGUCUUCGACGUCAUCGGUAUUAAGUAUUCCAACAUAUAAUAAGCCAGGUAUAAUCCUUGCCAGAUCUUCGGAAAUACUUUCGAAAAAUAUAGCGGUUGGAGAAAAUAUGGAAUCAUUUAAACCAUGGAGCUCCUUAUGUGCCAUGCCUAUUUUUAAUGCUCCAUUAAUAUCAGUAGAAGUGCAUCCAUUUUCAGGUUUAUUAACUAGUCAAUUACAAUGCAGUAGUUGCAAAUGGAAGUCUGCUGUUCGCUACGAUAAACUUGAAACUGUUUCUUUACCUCUACCUCCUUUGGGUCCAUAUACUAAAUCGCAUCACACUUUGGAAGAGCUACUAACGCGUUUUGUAACCAGUGAGAUUGUUCAGGAUGUAUUGUGUGAUGGAUGCGGAAUGCGUUGUUUAGCUACUAAAACUUUAACUUUAGGGAAGCUUCCUAAGUGUUUAUGCUUACAUAUAUCAAGAACUACAUGGAGUUCAUCGGGAGUACCAAUUAAGAGAGACGAUCCAGUAAAAUUUCCUGAAAUAUUGUCAUUGGAUCCUUAUACUUUUACAGAAACAAAAAAACGAAAUGCACGGGGUGAUCCUGAAGCAACAAUGUUACUCGUUAAUCGAACAACGCUGCAAGCUAAACACAAAUAUCAGUUGCGUGCGAUCGUGGAACAUCGCGGACCUGUUGAUUCCGGACAUUUCGUCUGCUAUAGACGAGGAAAUAAAACUGAUCAAUGGUUAUAUACUUCGGAUAACGUAGUCGAGAGCAUAUCCUUGAUCGAAGUCUUAUGUGCCACACCAUACCUUCUCUUUUACGAGCGUAUAAAUAGCACACAAGAAUAGGUAGUAAUGAAUUUUAGUAAUUACAACAAAUUUAGGAAUUACAGCUCAGCGCAGGAGAAUAAUGUAAUGAUGAUGGAAUUGAAGAGACUGAGUUUCAAUUGUAGUUUUCAUAUAAUUUCUGUUGCAAAGCAACUGAAAUAACUUCGAAUAAUUUGUUAUAUAACCUUGAAUUUAUAUUACAUAUUAGAUUCAGUGUUCUGUAGAAUAUUAACAAUAAGUACUGUUUUUACGAGAAUGGUAUUUCACGAACGAAAGUAGAAGCUUUUUUUGACUUAUAAAUUUGUCAUAAUAAUUUUUAAAUUUAAUAUUAUAAUACAAAACAUCUACUUGCAUACUUAAAGAAAUCAUGUUUACUUAAGUUGCACACAGCGGUGAAGUUACUCACUUUCAAGGCUAAUGUGUCUUAGAAUGAUGUAGUUUAUAGUUUGUAGAAAAUUGAAUUAGUUGCUUGACGAAUUUCAGCAAUUGCAACAGUAAAAAUGAAACUAAAAUUGUGCCAAAUUAUUUAAUCGUUUUUGUAUAUGGAGCAAACCGCUACUUUGUAUAACUAGGGCUUAGCAAAUUGAAAUAUGUACUGAUGCAAUUACUUUGAAUAAAAUACACACACCUGUAAUUAAAAAGCAAAUGGAAAAUUAUUAAAAUUCAAGAUUUUAUUCGAGACGUUAACAUUUGAAUAAUUUAAUAAGAAAGUGAUAUAUUUAAGCAAUAGAAAUCUUUCUAAACUCAGAAUUUUUAUUUAUUUAUUACAUUGUUCAUUUUUAAUUAAAUCAUUUUAGUUCAUUAUUUCAAUUUACACAAUGAUAUUAAUGAGUGUGUAUCAUAUUCCACCUAUAUAUGUAUACCUAUGUUAAAUAUGUAAAAGUACAAUUACGUUUUUAUAAAAAUUCGCUGUAUUUAAAACACUAUGUUAAAACAAAUACAGGGUAAUAAGGAUAAUUUUAUUCUUAAUUUUUACUACAUUCUUUUAAGAAUCUCUAAACUAUACACAGUAAUAGUACUACAUAUACAAAAUAAAAUAAAAUAAUUUGUAUAAAAUA